Messenger RNA from Danio rerio (zebrafish), 5664 nucleotides. NCBI's taxonomy places the organism in Eukaryota, Metazoa, Chordata, Actinopteri, Cypriniformes, Danionidae. The record is from RefSeq and is a predicted model, not a curated record.
UGUGAUUUUGAAAACACUAUCAGUUUGGUUUAGGUAAGAGUGGGUAAGGGGAUAGGUCUUUCAGUCUGUCAGUCAGUCAACAGCGGCCUCUGGUGGAUUUACAUGAGAAGAACAGGUGCGAAAGGCACUCACAAGAGACAUUUGGGAUCUGAAAAAGCGUACACAGUGCCCUCUGGUGGAUUCGCAAAAACAAAAACUGCAAAAGAAGUAUCUCCUGGGACAUAUUUCAAGCUGUUCACAAAUGUAUGCAGGGGUACGUAUCAAUAAUCAGCCUGGAUUUGUAUUAUGCAUGCCUGGCCAGUAGAUGGCAAUGUUACCUUGUAAAGAACCUCUGCACACCUGUGCACAUACAGUCCUAUAGGGCAGCAUUGUUGUUUAGCAUUUUUCAGAAGUUUUCAAAAUGAUGCUAUUUUGUAAAUGAACAGCCAAAAUGCAUAAACAUUUUUAAAUUUUUAGGUAAAAAAUGGGAUUGUGUAAAUGUACCUUAUAUUAGAAUAGACUAGUUAAUAUGCGUUUCAUGCUCAGUUUGAAAAAAGUGUGCACCUCUCUACUGGGACAGUGAUUCAAAAGUUAAAUGUAAUGCAUGCUAUUACUUGUAAGAACACCUCAUUUGCAUUUGCAUUACACUGAUUUAUAACUAAAAUUGCCCAGCAUCUUUGUGUCCAAGUCAAAAUGAUAUACAUUCUGUCUUCAUUCUGGAAGAAUAGUGCUUGUAGCUUCUGAGAAUAGUAAUCUAACAGGACAAUUUGGGGCGGAAUUGAGAUUUAGAUGAUCUUUAUGUUCCAAAGAGAUGCUGUGCUUCUCAUGCUUUUGUGAUUCCCAGGUUUUGUAAUCAACAGCAAAGCCAUCUGGGUAAGUGCAGAGACACCUGUGCUUUUUGGGUGAAAGCCACUGGAGUGGAAGGACUGCCAGGUAAGGAUGCCCUUCUAGCAAUGACAAAGUUAGAACAUACAGUUCAACGUCACAACAUGUUAUUCCACUAAACACUCACCAACACCAUAUUGCUAGUACCUGCUCUGUAAAAAAAUGCUGGAUCCCACACAAUUCCUUCACACAAAUCGGUUAGGUAAAGUCAAUUGUUCUUAGAAAUUUAAGUAGAUUGAACAUACUCUGGAAAGACUUUAGAAUAGUGUUAAUUCAGCUCAUUUUAAAUAAGUAGUUUAUACAAGCAGCAAAAAAUCUUUUUUAAAGUGUAGUUGGAACAUAUAUUGCCUUCGAAACUGCAUUCAUUCUUCAUGGCAAGGAUUUAACGAGGUCCUCAUUGAUUUUGGUUCUCAUUGACAUGAUCGCAUCACACAGUUGUUGCCGAUUUGGCAGUAUAUCCAUUAUGUACAGCUGUAAAUCCAUUAUGCAAAUCUGCCAUCCCAGCACAUCCUAAGGCAGCGCUAUUGGAUUAGUUCUGAUAGUGCAGGCCAUUUGGGUAUAAUCAACUCAUUGUCGUGUUCAAUAAGUCAGUUUGAGAUGAGCGACAUGGUGCUUUAUCCAGCUGGAAGGAGCCUUAACAAUAUGGGCAUGAAAGAAUGAACUUAUUCAGCAACAAUACUCAUGUAGGCUUGGUACCAAUGGGCCUAAUGUGUGCCAACAAAAUAUCCACCACACUAUUACACCACCCUCAAAAGCCAGAAUUGCUGAUACAGUAAAAAAGGCAUCCAUGCUUUCAUGUUGUCCAAAUUUUAACUCUACUAAAUAUCACAACAGAAGACUCAUCAGAAGAGACGCUCCUUUUAAUGUCUAGUUUUGGUGAGCCUGUGUAAAUAGUGGCCUCAGAUUCCUGUUAUUUGCUGACAGGAGUGACACCAGUGUGGUGUCACUCCUUCAAUCUGAGGGCCUGAAGUGUUGUGUGUUCAUAGAUGGUGUUCUGCAGAUCUCGUUGUAAACAGUGAUUCUUUAUUGUCUUUCUAUUUGCUAGAACCAGUCUGGGGUGCAUUUCCCAAAACCAUCGUUAGCCAACUAAGGUCGCAAGUUCCAGCCUGAUCUCACAAGAAAACGUCCAGAGAUCAACCAUGUGCGCAAGUUGUGCAACUCCUGCAGCACAACAACAAAAGCUCUGCUCACAAUAAUGGGAUAAUAACAGAAUCAUGGAAUAACACCAUUUGGGAUUUUCAUAUUUAAAAGUCUGCACACCAGGCAGGUUUCCUCCCACUUCCAUACUUCUUCCUGGUGUUGACCUUUGUAUCUGGGUGUGCAGCUCUAUGGAUAUGCAGUGUCAGUGAAGAUGAAUCAGGCAGAAAGUGGACACAUAAAUGAGGGAUAUUUCAGGCAGCAGACAUCAUGAGAGUUGUAGGAUGAUCUAUUAAGCUUUCAAUGGAAAGGAAGAGAGGAACAGCCGGGCCUGCAGGUCCUCCUCUGGAUGGUGGUUAUGGCUGGUUCAUUGUGCUCUCCACUUUCCUUGUGUUUGGGCUGACGUUCGGCGUAAUCAAGUCCUUCGGUGUGUUCUUUGUAGAAAUUCACCACUACUUUUCAACUACAGCAACUGCAAGCUCAUGGAUCACAUCCAUCUCUGUGGCCACGGUGCAUAUUGGGGCGCCUGUAGGCUCCGCAUUGAGCACGUACUUUGGUCAUCGUCCAGUGGUGAUGGCGGGAGGUCUGCUGAGCAGCGUCGGGAUGGUGCUCGGGUCGUUCGCCCAGGAUCUGCUACAGCUGUACAUCACAGUGGGGUUUCUCACAGGGUUUGGCUAUGCCCUGACCUGGACCCCCACCGUCACCAUGCUGGGCUGGUACUUUGACAAGCGGCGUCCAGUAGCCAACGCUCUGUCCAGCACAGGAGAAUGUCUCCUCACCUUCAUCCUCACUCCGUCCUUCCAGCUCAUGGUGGAUCAGUUUUCCUGGAGAGGAGCCAUGCUGAUCCUCGGAGCUCUGCAGCUCAACCUGUGCGUGUGUGGGGCUCUUUUAAGACCACUAAGCAGACAUGAUUACUUUAAAGACAGCAUAGAAGAGAAUGAACACGAGCUCUCUAAAUGUUCAAAUAACAGGGCAGAUUCAGAUCCGAUGAAGGUCAAAGUCAUUCGCUACGUCGACUACACGCUAAUCGCUAACUCUCGCUUCAUGGUCUACUCAAUGUUUGGCAUCUUCGCUGCUCUUGGUUUCUUCGCUCCAUCUCUUUUUUUAGUACCCUACGCACGCAGUCAAGGAGUGGAGGAGUACCAGGCCGCUUCGCUCAUGUCCAUCUCUGCCGUGCUGGAUCUUCUGGGCCGGGUGUUUUUUGGAUGGGUGGCUAAUCUGCGGCUGGUGGAGACGGUGCAUCAGCUGAUCGGCACAGUGGUUUUGUUGGGGGCUGUUUUAUUGUUGUGUCCGCUGGCGACUACAUUCACACAGCUGGCGGUGUUCAGUGCAGGAUACGGGCUGGUGUUUGGAGCGACUGUUGCUAUUCACAUUACUGUGCUGGCGGAGGUGGUCGGGGUGGAGAGACUGGGCAGCGCACUGGGCUUUUUCAUGCUCAUCCGCAGCAGUGGCGGCCUUCUGGGACCACCUUUGGCAGGAAUCUUCAUUGACAAAAUGAGUGACUAUGGCGCUGGUUUCCUGAUGGCGGGUGUGGCUCUUCUGGUUUCUGCCCUUUUUCUGAUUGUGUUACAUUUCAUGAACAAAAAAGAGACAGAACACAAAAAAGACAUCUGCUCGGAGAAUGAGGAAGAACACGAGGAUCUAAAAAACAGGAACUUCGUUUUUGGAAAAAGUUAGAAUUCAGGAUGUGUUUCCACUUUAGUAGUUCAAAAUUAGUAGCUUGUAGACUUUGUUUUCGGUCAGUGACUAUGUCAGAUUAUGCGAAUUUGACUAAAAGUACAGUUGAGGUCAGAAUUAUUAGCCCCCUUUCUCUUUCAAACAUUUUUCAAAUGAUGUUUAGCAGAGCAAGGAAAUUUUCACAGUGUGUCUGAUAGUCUUAUUUGUUUUAUUUCAGCUAUAAUAAAAGCAGUUUUAAAUUUUUUUUAAAGCCAUUUUUAGGUCAAAAUUAUUAGCCCAUUGAAGCUAAUUUUCUUUUCGAUUGUCUACAUAACAAACCGCUUUUAAAAAAAAUAUUUUCCUAAUUACCCUAACCAGCUUAAUUAACCUAGUUAAGCCUUUAAAUCGCCCUUUAAGCUGAAUACUAGUGUCUUGAAAAACAUGUAGCUAUAUAUAUUGUACUGCCAUCAUGGCAAAGAUAAAAUAAAUCAGUUAUUAGAAAUGAGUUAUUAAAACUAUUAUGUUUAGAAGUGUGCUGUAAAAAUCUUCUUGGAAAGAAAUAAGGGAGCAGAAAUAUGGGACAAAAAAUAAAUGGGGCUAAUAAUUCUGAUCUCAACUGUAUGUGUCACUGUAUGUGUAAAAUAACAUUUUAGAUUACAUGGGGCUUGACAACAAAUCAAAAGGGUGGAACUUGCAAGCUUUCAAAAACAAGACUGUAAAAACAACUAAAAAGAAAGCUACUAAAGUGGUGAGCUUUGCAUUGACUGACAGAAAAGCUGUCAUCGGACACACUCCUGCAUUGCACUGAGACACCAGAAUGGUGUCAAUUCUCCAAAUAGAACUUGAGGAAUCAUUUCAAGCCUGGAAGUUGCAUACAGAAGACUUCUGCGCUCAUAUUUGUUCAGUGUCGCUGAUGGGGUUUAUGGAGAAAAUUGAACGUCAUUCUUUCAGGACAUCAUGAAGCAUCAGAUUGGUUGUCGCGCACGAAAUGAAGACCUGGGGGGGGGGGGAGUCGCUAGGGCACUUCAGCUCAUUUUGGAAGGGCUUUAUAUCGAAGACUCAAUAAGGGCAUAUAAACUGCACAGGUUGAGUCCUAUGUGUGCACGUGCCUGAAGGUCAUAAACACUGCCCUCCAUUAUGAUCUGUUCUUAAAAGAUUGGAGCAUUUUAGGCUAAUUUUAAACACUGGAAGUAGAAAUAUGCUGUCUAUCUUUUUAACAGACUAUGCUCUUAAUGGUGAGUGAACAGUCUUUUCUCACCCAAAUGAGGCAUUUGAUGGAUUCUGGGAAGUCUUUUUAGAGUAGUCCUAUAAUGAUGCCAUUGCAAGCAAUAUUUCAUCAAAUCUAUGGCUCUGGCACUGUGUUAAUGGACUAAUGGAAGCUCACAGUGUUUGGCUACAAAGAUGAUCACAUCAAAAACAUAACUUUAUUGUAUAGUCUAUACAGUAUACGGACAAUUUAGCUCACCCAAUUCACCUGUACCACAUGUCUUUGGACUGUGGGGGAAAAACCUGAGCACCCGGAGGAAACCCACACGAACGCAGGGAGAACAUGCAAACUCCACACAGAAACACCUACUGAACCAGCCGAAGCUCAAACCAGCGACCUUCUUGCUGUGAGGCGACAGCACUACAUACUGUGCCACCGCAUCGCAGACAUGGUUUCAUAUUUUAGCAAUAUUUUUAGGUGUUCGGACUUGGUUAAAAAAAAACGCUGAUUUAUAAAAAAUAAAAACAGUUACUGAGCUUUAAUAGAGUGGGGAGGGUUGCAACAUGGGGCAGUUGUAACAAGACUUAUUCUUCCAUUCAGGAAUAAGCUAGUGUUAGGAUAUAUUCAUCCUACAUAUUCUCAGUUAGAUCCUCCUUUAGCCAGAAAGAAAUCAGACAUGUAAGAAUUCUUUCAGUAUAAUUUUGAAGUAAAAAAAAGUAUUUUUUUAAUGUUAAAAAAAACAUUCUCAUUCGGUCUAAGCUGUUUUUGUGAAACAUUAUUCAUUCAUAUAACUUAAUUCC